Messenger RNA from Pichia kudriavzevii, 1071 nucleotides. RefSeq lists its product as uncharacterized. The transcript has a single exon. The record is from RefSeq and is a predicted model, not a curated record. Gene Ontology annotation, biological process: conjugation with cellular fusion. Bases 1 to 1071 code for a protein of 356 amino acids. Gene Ontology annotation, cellular component: membrane; mating projection tip. NCBI's taxonomy places the organism in Eukaryota, Fungi, Ascomycota, Pichiomycetes, Pichiales, Pichiaceae.
AUGAUUACAUGCGGACUAACACUAGUCAAGCAAUUCCCCAAACUACUGGCGUUGAUUUUAACAAUUGUGAAUAUUGCACUAAUAUUUUUUGUUUUGAACGGUGCUACGCAUGAUUCAAGUGCAUACAAUAGUUUGGCACUUAUUGAGUACAAGUUCAACUCGAGCAGUGAUAUCUAUAGUUUACUCUCCUUACAAUAUAGCAAAAAUCAUAGCCACGAGAAGCUUGAUGAGUUUGUAAUCAAAGUCGGAUACAGGGGUGUAUGUAUUAGUUUUACCGAUGGCAAGGACAACUUGAACUGUGGGUACACGAGCGAUAUGGAUGCUGCCUAUUCGUCCAAAGUCCCCUCUUUCUCUGUUACCGACAACAACAACAGUACCGGCCGAGCAUCACUUGAGAUGUUUGAUAUUGCCUAUUCAAUUCAGGAGAAAUCGUACAAAUCCAACAUAUAUAUUGCCGAGCUGAUUUGUUUACUUGCUGCUCUGAUAUGCCAGGUUUACACAAUUUUGGGCUUUCUCCCCUUUCAGAAUUAUGUUUUACUGCUAAUUUUGGGUGUCUUGACAUCUUUUUUCAUUAUUAAUUGCAUUGCCAUCACAUGGUUGAUGGUUGUGCUAGGAAAUUUAGUCGGUGUUGGAGGUGUGCUGACUAUGAACAUUCUCUCAUUUACAGUAGUCUCCAAACCUGUAGGUAUUCUAUGUGCAACUUUGGCCAUAACUAUCGUCCAGGGCUCCCUCUAUCUUUGGCAUUUCUUGGGCGGAAACAUAAAGGUGCAAUCCAAGAAUUCUACUACCUCUAAGGUAGACAUGGCCAGUACCGAUUUGCAUCGAGGCAUUUCUGACUACUUCCCCAACAAAUUUGCUAGAGGUGCUGGCUAUGGCAGGUAUGGCGAGUAUGGCAGGUAUGGAGGGCACGGAAGAUACGACGGUUAUGGAAGAAAUGAGGACUACGGCCCCAGUGGUCCUGGGUAUAUCAUCAACCCUUCGUUAAAACAUGCCUGGGACUUUGAACGGGGACCAACAAGUUACGACAACAGUGUCCUGUCGUCCAUAACAACGCUACGUGGCACCCUGUAA